Messenger RNA from Pecten maximus, 893 nucleotides. RefSeq names its product CAP-Gly domain-containing linker protein 1-like. Bases 120 to 812 code for a protein of 230 amino acids. The record is from RefSeq and is a predicted model, not a curated record. NCBI's taxonomy places the organism in Eukaryota, Metazoa, Mollusca, Bivalvia, Pectinida, Pectinidae. The transcript is spliced from 3 exons.
AUGCAAAUACACAAAAAAGUGAUACGACCUCUUCACCCGUAGAUGGAAACCCCACAAUAGAGAAUUUACAGUUAAUUAUUGAAAUCAAAGAAAAUGUGUUCAAAAGAAACUAUGAGGAAAUGGAUUUAAAAACAAACGAAUUGAAAGAAAAUAUCACCCAUCUAAAGGAGAAAAAUGAACUACUACAAUCCGAGUUAGCUUCACAUGCUCUUAAAUAUGAACGAACACUAGUAGAUGUCGACAAACUCAAGGUGGAAAACGAACAACUGAAAUCCAAAUUAGCAGCAUUAGAUGUCAACAAACUCAAAGUGGAAAAUGAAUUACAAGCCAAAUUAGCUACGCAAGGAGAUGUCGACAAAUUCAGGGUGGAAAAUGAACAACUGAAAUUCAAAUUAGCAACACUAGAUGUCGACAAACUCAAAGUGGCCGUUGAUGACUGUGACGAUGGACUUGCGGAGACAGACCAUUGUGCUGGUGAUAACAAAGAAGCCAACGCAGAAAUGAAAUUGGUGUUAGAAGAAUUCACAAUUACAAAUAAAAAAUUGACUGACCAAAUCACCGACCUGAAAAAUCAACUAGCUCAAGAAAGGUCUAAAACAUGUGAACACGAAAUUUUAUUGGGUAAGACUGAAAAUCUGAAAAGUGAUUUGAUUGCAAAAGAUGACGAAUUGUGUAGGAUUAAGAUGGAAUUUGACGAAGCCAAACAACAAAGCAAAAGGGACAUUGCUGCAAAAGAUGAAGGAUUGUGUAGGAUUCAGAAGGAACUUGACGAAGCUAAACAACAAAGAAAAAGGGAAAUAGGUAAUGUUUGAUUUGCUUAAUAUAGUACUUUUUAUCGCUUUAUAAGCAGUUUGUACACACACAUCAUUCCAGUAUCGUUACAGUUCGACCUC